AUGUCGACUACCAUCUUCUUCUUGUUCUUGUUCUUUUCUUUCUUCUUGCCUAAGCAACACGCUUUGGCGGACGAAGAAUCAAAGGAUAUCAGUUGGUGGUGCAACACAACCCCUCACCCCGAGCCUUGCAAUUACUUCAUGGGGCGUAAUCCAGAAAGGUCCAAACCUAAAUCGCGGGAGGAUUUCAGAACAAUGACGAUACGAGUAGCUAUGGAUCGUGCCCUCUACGCGCAAACUGAUGCCCAAUCAUUAGGACAAGGUUGUCGCAGCAAAAGAAGGUUGGUUGCAUUGAGGGAUUGUCGUAAUCUCAUUGAUGAUACGAUUAUCCAAUUGAAUAGUACCCUACAAGGCAUCCAGACCAAUAACAGUUUCACUGAUUUUGAUGCACAAACCUGGCUAAGUACUGCUCUUACGUACAUUGAAACUUGUCACGCAGGAUCCCUCGAAUUGAAUGUGUCAAAAUUCAUAUCCCCUAUCGUACCAGGCAAUGUUUCAGAGCUUAUAAGCAAUAGCUUAGCCAUUAAUGGUGGGUUAUUGGAUCAGGCACCGGAGCAAACAGAUGACGAAUUUCCUAGUUGGGUUACUUCUCGUGAAAGAAACUUGUUGACGGAUAUCCAGUUGGCUUCACGGGCAAAUGUGAUAGUAGCUAAAGAUGGAUCAGGAGGUUUCAGGUCAAUUCAGGCAGCUAUAAAUUAUGCAACUUCAAGAAGGGUUGGGAAUCGGAGGGUAGUUAUAUACAUCAAAAGAGGCGUUUAUAGAGAGAAUAUUGCAAUAAGCAGAACGAUGAAUAAAGUGAUGCUGGUUGGUGAUGGAUUGAGAUAUACAAUAAUCACAGGCAGCAGAAGUGUUCCUCAGGGGUUCACGACGUACAGUUCUGCAACUGUUGGGGUUGAUGGAAUUGGAUUUAUUGCCCGUGGCAUCACGUUCAGGAACACGGCCGGGCCAAACAACGGUCAGGCAGUCGCCCUCCGGUCAGCCUCCGAUCUCUCCGUCUUCUACGCCUGCGGCUUCGAAGGAUACCAAGACACGCUUUUUGUCCAUGCACAACGUCAAUUCUAUAAAGCGUGUUACAUAUAUGGCACCAUAGACUUCAUAUUUGGCAAUGCUGCUGUAGUUUUCCAAAAUUGCAUUAUUUACGUCAGAAAACCCUUAGUAGGUCAAGCGAAUGUAAUAACUGCUCAAGGAAGAGGUGACCCUUUUCAGAACACCGGAAUUUCGAUCCACAACUCGCGGAUCACGGCGGCGCAGGACCUUAAACCGGUGGUGGCGCAAUUCAAAACCUACCUCGGCCGGCCGUGGCAGCAGUAUUCAAGAACUGUAAUUCUCAAAUCUUUUAUUGACAGUUUGGUGACUCCAGAUGGGUGGAUGAGAUGGCAAGACUCAAAUUUUGCCUUGUCCACUUUGUACUACGGAGAAUACAAUAAUUUUGGACCGGCGGCGGGCACCAGAAACAGGGUCAAGUGGCCGGGUUAUCAUGUUAUAACUAGUGCAAAUGUGGCAUCCCAGUUCACUGUUUCGAACCUUAUAGCUGGCCGUGGAUGGCUGCCGUCCACCGGUGUGCCAUUUACUGCGGGACUCUGA
This is a messenger RNA of Fraxinus pennsylvanica, 1581 nucleotides long. Lineage: Eukaryota; Viridiplantae; Streptophyta; Magnoliopsida; Lamiales; Oleaceae. The record is from the annotation of a GenBank genome assembly.